This is a messenger RNA of Aspergillus tanneri, 525 nucleotides long. RefSeq lists its product as uncharacterized. The record is from RefSeq and is a predicted model, not a curated record. Bases 1 to 525 code for a protein of 174 amino acids. Lineage: Eukaryota; Fungi; Ascomycota; Eurotiomycetes; Eurotiales; Aspergillaceae. The transcript has 3 exons.
AUGACCAUAAUCAAACCCCUUCCGGCCCAUCUUAACAGCCCCAGCCCUAUCAAAAUUGCUAUUGCCCCAGAAUACCUCAACGUUCCAUAUGAAGUCAAGCAAUGGCAAUUCGGUGACGACCCAGAAACCGGUGCCAAAAGCCCUGUGUUCCUGAAACUCAACGAGAAUGACGUGUUCCUGCCCUGGAAGACCCAAACACCGACUGAUAAAGAGCAGGAUAUUGUGGAUUUUGAGAAGUGGGAGUACUUCUUGUUGACUACCCCGGGGCUGAUGAUGGGACAGCUCAACUGGUAUGGAGCUAUCGGUGCUAUGAUGUUCUUGAAGCAGUUGGAGAAGUCCUCAGGUGAGAAUAUCUUGCCUGGUAAGGUGACUGCUGUUGACUACGAUUUUGAACUGUCGGUGAGCCAAUAUGCCAUUGGAGGUUUGACGCUGGAUAGGUAUCCUGUUAUUGCGAAGUGGGCAAAGACGAUGGCGGAUAGAGAGGAGGUCAAGAAGGCUUAUAGCAAGAUCGAAGGCUCUGCAUAA